AGUAUAAAAAUCGUCCACGUACAGAGCUAAGUAUUACACUUCUGGAAAAAGGACGAAUCCUCUCAAAGAUACCUUAUCCCGUAAAGAACCACUUCAGCUAUAAAUGGACGUUGAAUCAAGCCACAGCAAUGAGGAUCUAAACGAUAUCCAGGAAUUUAUUGAAGAACAUUUAAUUUCACACCAGGAGGAAGUAAUUGAGCAUCCUCCUAUGCUCAUUCCCCUCUCACCUACAAUCAUUCCAUUGUCCCCGACAUUUUUUUUGGAUAGUCAGAAUGAUACAAUCCCAGGGCACAGCAUUUCCCUUGAGCUACCGUGCGAUCUAAUCGUGCCUGAGGACUUUUUAAAUAAUUUCUCAGUGAUAACAGAAAAGCCGGAAAAAGCUGAAUAUAUUGAAGAUUCUGAGCUUUUGGAACAGUACUUCAAGACAUCCUUCAGUGAUCUAGCGUCAGACUCCGAAUUGUCUAAAAAAGUUCCUGAAAAUUCCGAAAGGAACGACGUGGCCGGUACUUCGGAGGAGGGCCAGGUUAUACAUGCGUAUACCCCCUUGGAGCAUCCCAAUAGACCUCAAAAAUCUGCAAAAAGACCUCUCAAAAAACGGCCCACUAGACGUACACUUCUUGUGGAAAGCGAAUCUUCCGAGGACGACACAUCCUUCAGCAGAGACCCAAAGUCUAAAAGGCCGCGUAAAUUUUCCGAAAGGUUUCAUGCUUCACUACAAGCAAGAGGCACCCCCACAGUCUCCAAAGUAUCACAAAGGCUAAAACCUACGAUCCCCUCAACUUCAACUACUGCUAGGUAUCACAGCGCUGAGCUAUUGAAACAUGUACAUAUGACUAUAGAGCAGAUCAUUUACAGACAUCCUGCUAUAAGGGCCCUAGUUUCUGACCCAGAAGUGGCUCAGAAUAUACAAACAUUAAUUACCCUAUUGAAAACGCUGGGUUUUUUAAAACAAUAACAGUGUAUUUGUAGAGCUACAAUGGAACCACAUCGCAAAAAAACAUGUAAAAGGAAACACAUUGAAAUUACUGUUGAUGAUUCUGACAAUGAUGAUACGGCUGUGAAUGGUGUUCUAAAAAAUAAAAAGGUUUCAAUUGAUCCGAGUCAUAAUGUGUCAAAUUCUGUGGUAAAUUCUAUAUUCGUACCUAAAAAUACCUUAAAUUCUGAUCCUUCAACAAGUUCACAUACACAUAGUAUGUCUACAGCCCCCAAUGUCUGUCUGCCCCCCGUUCACCCCCAAAAUUUAAAUGGUUUCGAGAAUUUUGACUAUCUAGACAAACUAUUAAAUGAUAUAAAUUAUAAUGCGUAUAGUUUACCGUCAAUCAGGGCUCUGAUUGAUGAAAUUUCUCCAGAUAGGCCCCCGAUAAAUGACAACUCCACUAAUAUAGACAGCAAUAACUCCCAGUGCCGUGUGUUUGUUAAUGAUGCUAAAUUGACUCAGAUCAAUUUUGACUCUUUGGAUAAGCUUCUGCAUGAAAUGUAUAGAGAGAAUCAUGAUACUCUAGAGAGUGUAGUUGAUGUGGAAAAACAAAUAGGGGGAGGUUUGAACGACGGGGCUUACCGUGAUGAUUCUUUUAGCAUAAAAGUCCUGGGGGGUGGUGUAUUACAUGAUGAUCAAGUGGCAGGUCCUUCAGGUUUACAGGCCCCCCAUAGAGAUAGUGCCGGUGAUAGAAUUGGUGGGGAAGGUGUACAGCGUAGACAUAGACCUAUGUUUAACAAUUUCGAAUUGAAGCAACCUCUUAACUUUACACAUCUGUAUGACUUGGAUUCCUACGCUGAAGUUUUUACGGUGUUACAUGAAACGUUAGAGAAUAUGUUGAGUGAGGUUUCUAGAACGCUAAGACCCUCAGACGUUGUCCAACUUGAAUUACGAGCGGGAUCCUUAGAUAUACCAGUGUAUGUAAAAAUGAGUGGAGCCAAUUUAAGUCUAGAUGAUUUUCUCAGUCAGAUUGAAGCUCUCCUUCAAAGUCAUAGUGAAAUUUUGGCUGAUGACUCUUUAAUGUUGAUUGUGCAGGUUAUUAGGUGCCCAGAAGGAGGUGGUGUAAGGAGAUGUUUGCAGACCUUAAUGAAAAGUGAGCUUAUUAGAAAAAAAGCCAAGCAUCUGAUUAUAUGUUACAACAGAGACAAUCAAUUAUGCUUUGCCUACAGCGUACUGAGCUUGAUAUUUCCAGAAUUCAGAGGGGCUUAUGAAAUGUGUAUGGCUGAGGCUUUAAAACUUCAACAGAGUGUGGGAUUAAGUGAACAUCAAAUGGUGUCGUUUGUAGACAUAGAUAAAUUUGAACAGGCCUUAGAUGUUAAAAUUGUGGUCUGGUACAGAUGUCCUCAAAAGGAUGUGUUCCUGAAUCACCAAACAGAUACUCGAGCAAAAAACAAAACUGUAUUUCUGUUUCUUCAUGAGAAUCAUUUCUAUGGUAUUGUUAACUUGAAAGGUUUUCUGGGUGCAGCCUAUCUGUGUAAUUACUGUUACACCGCCUACAGUAAUCGAUCUGGACAUCGCUGUGAAGGACACUGUAAUGUGUGUUUUUCCCCAGCCUGUAACAGCGAGUCCUCUGUAAAGGUAAAAUGUAACGACUGCAAUCGUUAUUGUCGAUCACAGCUCUGUUAUGAUGAGCAUAAGAUUCUCAGAGAUAAAGCCAACAGUGAAAAACAGGUUUCUAUGUGUGACCUUUUAAAACUUUGUACAAGGUGUUAUUCUCUCUAUAAAUGUGACCCUACAAAGCCACAGACUCACAAAUGUCUUACUCCUUACUGUAAGCUAUGUAAAGCCGUGUUGUUACCUCACAGUGAUCAUAAAUGCUUCAUUCAAAUGCUUAAACCUAAGGAACCCACAGACAAAUAUGUGUUUUAUGAUUUUGAAUGUCGUCAGGAAGCUGGCGUACACAUUCCUAAUUAUUUGUACUGCAUGCACAUGGGUGGUGAAUCAUGGUAUUGGGAGGGCGAGGAAUGUGUGAAAAAGUUUUUUGAGCGGUAUCGUAGACCUUGUUAUGCAGGAUAUACUUUCUUGGCACACAAUGCAAAGUCUUAUGACAGUUAUUUACUGAUGAAUUAUUUAGUAUCCAACGGAAUUAACCCAAAUAUCAUAGCUCAGGGUAGCAAGUUGAUGUGUUUUACAGACGAAGCUUUUAAAAUGCGGUACAUUGAUUCCUUUAACUUUUUGCCCAUGAAGUUAAGUGCCCUGCCUGCUGCUAUGGGAUUUGAAGCCAAAAAAGGAUAUUUUCCUCAUUUUUUCAAUACUGUUGAAAACCAGA
Acipenser ruthenus (sterlet) is the source of this 3245-nucleotide messenger RNA. RefSeq lists its product as uncharacterized. NCBI's taxonomy places the organism in Eukaryota, Metazoa, Chordata, Actinopteri, Acipenseriformes, Acipenseridae. The coding region runs from base 104 to 955 and encodes 283 amino acids. The transcript has 6 exons. The record is from RefSeq and is a predicted model, not a curated record.